CAACAACAACAACACAUGUGAGUGAAGCUGCUGAAGAGUCGCGAUGUUUUCUGGUUUAAAAGAUAAAGUUGGGGACGUUUUGUUACCGGGAGAUGAGUUCUCCUUCGACACCGACGACGUCAUCUCUCUAACGGAUCACGCUAAACCGGAGAAGGUGGUGUGCGGCCCGGGUCUGAGGCGGAGCGGUGACCGGCUGGUGGUGUCUAAAAGCGGGGUCCUCCGACACAAACAGCCCAACAUGUUCUGGAUCGAUUCACAACAGAGGAGGUAUGUCCCAGCUAAAGGAGAAACUGUCAUCGGCAUUGUGACGGCAAAAUCAGGAGACGUCUUCAAGGUGGACUUUGGGGGCAGUGAGCAGGCGUCUCUGUCCUACCUGGCGUUUGAGGGAGCCACCAAGAGGAACCGACCCAACGUCCAGGUGGGGGACCUGUUGUUCGCUCAGUUCAUCAUAGCCAAUAAGGACAUGGAGCCGGAGCUGGUGUGUAUAGACAGCUCAGGACGAGCCAACGGGAUGGGAGUGUUUGGAGCAGGAGGUCUGCUCUUUACAGUCUCUCUGGGACUCGUCAGAAGGCUGCUGGCCCCUCACAGUGAGAUCCUGUCGGACCUGCAGCAGCUGUUCCCCUGUGAGCUGGUGGUCGGGAUGAACGGUCGUCUGUGGGUGAAGUCCUCCAGCAUUCAGCAGACGCUCAUCAUCUCCAACCUGCUGCAGAGCUGUGACACCAUGACGGCCCAGCAGAGACAGCAGCUGUUCAGGAGGGUGGCACAGGGGGCGCUGUAGACCACAUCAGACCACAUCAGACCACAUACCACUCCUGCAGCUCACCUGGUGCUGCAGGAUGAAGCAGGUGAGCAGUGUUCAGGGGGAUCAGAUGUGUCUCUUACCGGAGGAAGUCCUGCAGCUGCUGGUUAAACAAACUGUUUCUUCUCCAGCUUAAAGGAACAUUCCACUGAAUUUUAAAUCACAGCUGAAACAUACAGAAACAUGUUGUUGUGUUUUUAGAAACCAGCUGCAGUUUGACGCAGGCUCAUGGACUGUACAGAGUUAUUAUUUUUGCAGCCAAAUGUACUUUUACAUGGUUUAUAUUUGUACUAAAAGUUCAGACUGAUUUAUUUGUAUUUUUAUGAAAAUCAAAAAUGCAACCAAACUAUAAACUACAAAACAAACUGUUAA
Epinephelus fuscoguttatus (brown-marbled grouper) is the source of this 1171-nucleotide messenger RNA. RefSeq names its product exosome complex component RRP40-like. Lineage: Eukaryota; Metazoa; Chordata; Actinopteri; Perciformes; Serranidae. The record is from RefSeq and is a predicted model, not a curated record. Gene Ontology annotation, cellular component: cytoplasmic exosome (RNase complex); nuclear exosome (RNase complex). Gene Ontology annotation, biological process: exonucleolytic trimming to generate mature 3'-end of 5.8S rRNA from tricistronic rRNA transcript (SSU-rRNA, 5.8S rRNA, LSU-rRNA); U4 snRNA 3'-end processing; poly(A)-dependent snoRNA 3'-end processing. The transcript is spliced from 4 exons. The coding region runs from base 44 to 778 and encodes 244 amino acids. Gene Ontology annotation, molecular function: RNA binding.